UGCGCCACGGAAGUUGUUGUACGUGCGUCAUAUUUUUGCGUCGUCGCGCUCGUACGUGAAGGUGUCUGCUUUGAAAACUAACCAUGGCUCGAAACGCAGAAAAGGCCAUGACGGCCUUGGCCAGGUUUCGUCAAGCCCAACUAGAAGAAGGAAAAGUGAAGGAGAGACGGCCGUAUCUUGCCUCAGAAUGCAACGAGUUGCCUAAGGCGGAAAAGUGGAGACGACAGAUCAUCAGUGAAAUUUCAAAGAAGGUGGCACAAAUUCAAAACGCUGGUUUAGGAGAAUUCAAGAUCCGUGACUUGAACGAUGAAAUCAACAAACUUCUCCGUGAGAAGGGCCACUGGGAGGUUCGAAUCAAAGAACUCGGAGGCCCAGAUUAUGCAAGAAUCGGACCAAAGAUGCUGGAUCAUGAGGGCAAAGAAGUGCCAGGAAACCGAGGUUACAAAUAUUUUGGUGCUGCGAAAGACCUACCUGGAGUCAGAGAGCUAUUUGAGAAAGAACCUGUAGCACCACCUAGAAAAACGAGGGGUGAGCUGAUGAAGGACAUCGAUGCUGAGUAUUAUGGAUACCGUGAUGAGGAUGAUGGUGUGUUAGUGCCCUUGGAACAAGAAUAUGAGAAACAAGCAAUAGCGGAAGCCAUUGAUAAAUGGAAAGCAGAAAAAGAGGCUCGUUUUGCCGGAGGCGGAGGGGCAAAAGAGUUGGAAGAAGAGGAAGAAUACAUAUAUGCUGUCAAAGAUGAUGAGUCUGAUGAUGAGAUGAGGGAACAGAUGGAGGGGGAAGAUGGAGCACAAACGUUUAUUGCUCAUGUACCCGUGCCGUCCCAGAAAGAGAUCGAAGAAGCCUUGGUCAGAAGAAAGAAGAUGGAGUUGCUCCAGAAGUACGCCAGCGAAAGCUUAAUGGCACAAAGUGAAGAAGCUAAAGCGCUGCUUGGCUUGUAAAGACACCUACGUACCUACGUCUUAGUUCACGCAUUUUAUUGUUUAUUCUGACGGGGUUCAGGUGAUGAAGGGUAAAUGUGUAUAAUGCCAUUCAAAAAUUGAUAAGUGGAUCCCCUGAAUCUAUGUGACUGUCCAACUCCACAAAAACUGCAUGGCAGCAGCUUAUAUAUGGAUACAUAUACAUGUCAUUUGUUUUAAGAGGAGUGCUUUAUGAUGUGGUACCAUGUUUCACCAGCCAUUAUCAAAUGUAAAACACUGUAUGUCCCAAAGUUUUUUGACACCUUACAAUCACACCCGUAAGUUAUUGUUGACCAUCCCUUUCCAGAUUUAGUUCUCCUUUGCAGGUACAAUAUCCUCCAUUCAUCUGAGAAGGGUUUGCACUAUAUUAUAAAAUGUGGCUAUGGGGAUUUUUGCUCAUUUCAGCCACAAGAGCAGGUGCUGAUGCUUGAUGAGAAUGUCUGGGGUACAGGUAGCGUUCCAGUUCAUCCUAAAGGUGUUCAGUAGGGUUGGAGAUGGAGCUAUAUACAGUUCAGUCAUGUUCUUCUGUACCAGCCUUGACAGACUGUGUCUCUAUGUCUCACUUUGUCAUGCUGGAACAUAUUUUUAUUUCCAGUGAAGGCAAAUUGAAAUGCUUCAACAUCCAAAGAGCUCCCAUACAAUCGUGCUCAUUCUUAGCGCCAACAGUUUGGGAAGGAACAACAUACGAGUCGUGACGUUCAGGUGUCUGUAUUCUUUUGGCCAUAAAGCGGGUUUUGGGGAAAUAUCUUGUUGAGAAUCAACAGCAACAAACAGUUUUUUGUAAAUAAGUUUUCUAUACAAUGCUUACAUUUUUUGGACCAGUAAAAAUUUUUCUAGAAAAGAAAAA
This is a messenger RNA of Tachysurus vachellii, 1803 nucleotides long. It is a transcript of the gene isy1, whose product is annotated as ISY1 splicing factor homolog. The transcript is spliced from 11 exons. The coding region runs from base 84 to 938 and encodes 284 amino acids. Lineage: Eukaryota; Metazoa; Chordata; Actinopteri; Siluriformes; Bagridae. Gene Ontology annotation, biological process: generation of catalytic spliceosome for second transesterification step; mRNA 3'-splice site recognition. The record is from RefSeq and is a predicted model, not a curated record. Gene Ontology annotation, cellular component: post-spliceosomal complex; Prp19 complex; post-mRNA release spliceosomal complex.